Syngnathoides biaculeatus (alligator pipefish) is the source of this 2093-nucleotide messenger RNA. RefSeq names its product thiosulfate sulfurtransferase-like. The record is from RefSeq and is a predicted model, not a curated record. Gene Ontology annotation, biological process: transsulfuration. The transcript has 2 exons. Gene Ontology annotation, cellular component: mitochondrion. Bases 768 to 1655 code for a protein of 295 amino acids. Gene Ontology annotation, molecular function: thiosulfate-cyanide sulfurtransferase activity. Lineage: Eukaryota; Metazoa; Chordata; Actinopteri; Syngnathiformes; Syngnathidae.
AUUUGUUUUUGUGACAUGUGGUAAAUGAGUACAUUUUUAAGUAGCCCUGGCCCAGUGGUGAAGAUUAUGGUGGUGGACUCCGGUCAGGAGUCUGACUGGACCAUCCCUGGACUCACGGGUGUGGUAGCUUUGAGCAAAACACUAAUACCCUGAACUAAUAUAAUAGUAAUAGUAACAUUGCAUGUGUGUGUUCACUAUGAUGUGUAAAAUGCAGAGAACAUGUUUUUCAUGUAUGUUCAUUAUUCUUAUUUUUCUAAAUGAUGGCAUCAGCCAAAAGGUGAGGCAUUGGGAAGACUAAUCUGGUAAUUUGUUGUUCCUUUUUUUUCACACUCCACCAAAACUUUCCUGUACGAUUACUUUUCGUUGUUUUUGUGCACAUGUUCCUGCCGUUUCUCUGGCGCCCACCAGUGUUGGCAGUGUGAACUACAGACGCCAACGUGGAACUUCUGUGGCUUUAAUUUUGCAAAUUUUAAGACUCCACGAACAACUAACUCCCUUCGCAUUUUCUUUGGAAAUGUUUAUCAACAUUUGAAACGCGGAUGAAAUGCACACAUUAUACUAUAAAAUAUACUUUAAUUUAAAUCUUAAUAAUGCACUCAACUCCUUUGGAGAGUUCUAUGUAUUUGUGGGGGGUGGUACUUGGUGUAAAAAGUUCGGGAUCCACCGAUUACGUAAUCACGCAAUGACAUGACGUAAUUUGUUACGUCGUUUCGGCCCUUUUGGCAACAAACAGACCCGAAAAUUAGUUGGCAAAAUUGUUCACCACCAUGUCGGCUCAGGUUCGCGCUGUGGUCUCAGCCCAGUGGCUCGCGGACGCAAUCAGAAAGGGCCUCACGGGCUCCAAGAUUCGGAUCCUGGACUCGUCGUGGUACCCCCCGGUAGCCAAACGGGACCCGAAAGCGGAGUUUGCCGAGAAGCACAUCCCGGGAUCGUCGGUCUUCGACAUGAUCGAGUGCAGCGACCGCAGCUCGCCCCACUGCCACACGUUGCCCGCCGCCGCCCACUUUUCUCGCUACGUGGGCGAGCUGGGCAUCGGCAACGACACCCACGUGGUGGUGUACGACGCGCACGACUUUGGCCUAUACACAGCCCCCCGCGUCUGGUGGAUGUUCCGUCUGUUCGGCCACCGCUCGGUGUCGGUGCUGGACGGGGGCUUGAAGAACUGGUUGGCCGAAGGGCGCCCGGUGACGUCGGAACUCGUGAAGCCGGAGCGCAGAGAUUUCCAGGUGACCCCGAACCUUGCGUGGGUGAAGACUUACGAGGACGUGCUGGACAACAUCGGCACCAAGAAGGUCCAGGUGGUGGACACCAGGCCUGCGGGAAGGUACAGGGGGGUCGAACCGGAACCCAUUGAGGGUACGCUACCAGGACACUUCCCCGGCACAAUCAACUUGCCAUUUACUUCCUUUCUGGAAGCUUCUGGGAAGUUUCUGGCCCUCGAAGACCUCUCCAGGCUGUACAGGGAGGCCGGACUCAAAUUGGAGCAGCCGCUGUGGGCCACCUGCUCGUGCGGCGUGACGGCGUGCUUUGCCGUCCUGGUCGCUCAGCUGCUCGGCCACCCGGGCGUGUGCGUUUACGACGGAUCCUGGUCCGAGUGGUUCAAAAGGGCGUCUCCAGAGUACAUCAUCUCUGAGGGAGAGGGAAAGAAGAUGUGAGGCUGGAGUUAGUUUUAACAGAUUAAGUAUGUAACUGCACUAGUGAUUUGUUGCCAUUUAUGAUAGAAUCGGUGCACGAUUAAUUUGCUACUUAGGCAACACUUGCAACAGUCUGGAGAAUAAUGUAGUGAUCCACAUGACCACUUUCUGCAAAUAAUCUGUUACAGAGGAAUCGAGAAAUGUUUAGUGUAGCUUUUAUGCUUUUUUUAAAAAAAAUAAGAUGGGUAGUCUUUUGACAAAUGAUGUGAAAUCUCUUAUCUACGUUUUCUUGUAUGAUUCCAUGUAAAAUUCUAUAUUUCUUGUGUUUUUUCUCACUGACACUAACUUGUUAAGAAAAUUAAAUGUUUUGCUUUCGAGAGGUAAAAUUUGCAGGAGCCCGCACAGAAAAUAUAGGUGGAAUCAACAUAUUUUAUUUCAUUAAACAAAAUGUGAACUAUA